UUUCCCCGAUUUGAAACUGAACAGUGCUUCCAAAAAUUUGUUUUAUUAAUAGAUGCAAAAAUGCCGUUAAUUAUUGAAUUAAACUAGUAUCGUAAUGCAGUGAGGUAUCGCGAUCACCAUCGGUUUUCUAUGAAAAACUAUGUCCUCAACGCAAAGCAAAAUGCGAGGUCCAGGAAGACCACCAAAAUCAAAAAAUUCUUGUACAUGGUGUGGAGAAACUAAACAACCAUUAAAGUAUGUUCUUCCAACGCAACAUGGGAAAAAGGAAUUUUGUUCCGAGACCUGUUUAUCCGAAUUCCGUAAAGCUUAUAUGAGAGGAGCCUGUGUUCAAUGCGACAAUGUUAUUAGAGGCACACCGGUGAGAUUGGAACAGAAAGACGGACCUACGAAAGAUUUUUGUUCCUCGUUCUGUUUGAACAAGCACCAGAAGAAGGAUGGACAAACUGACGUAAAAAAGAACAAUAGAGACCAAUCGUCACCUGCGCCAUCGCUUUCGCCAUCAGGAUUACUAAGUGGAAGUAAUGCUCCAACUACAACUCAGUCUUUCACAAAUUCUAGCAAUCAUACAACCAUGUCUCAUCCCCCAUCAACCUCAAGUGGCCCAUUUCAGUACGAAACAUAUCAAACUUUCGAUUGGGAUCUCUAUUUGAAAGAAACGAAUAGUCAAGCCGCACCUGUUGACUGCUUCAAACAGCAUGAAGUUCCACCAACAAACGAAUUCAAAAUGGGUAUGAAGUUAGAAGCCCUCGAUCCUCGAAAUUUAACGUCUACAUGUAUCGCAACUGUAGUCGGUGUUCUUGGCCCACGAUUGCGAUUAAGACUAGAUGGCUCGGACAAUAAAAACGAUUUCUGGCGUUUGGUUGACAGUAACGAGAUUCAUCCAAUUGGCCAUUGCGAAAAGUCCGGUGGCAUGUUGCAACCCCCGUUAGGCUUCCGAAUGAAUGCUUCCAGUUGGCCCAUGUUCCUUUUAAAGACGUUGAAUGGGGCAGAAAUGGCGCCCGCGAAAGUAUUUAAACGCGAGCCAAAAACACCCCGUUCAAAUAUGUUCGACGUUGGGCACAAGUUAGAAGCCAUAGACAAAAAGAAUCCACAAUUAAUAUGUACAGCAACUGUUGGUGCUGUUAAAGACGAUAUGAUCCAUAUUACAUUCGAUGGCUGGAGAGGUGCUUUCGAUUAUUGGUGUCGUUUCGACUCUAGAGAUAUAUUCCCUGCUGGUUGGUGUUUCAAAAGUGGUCAUCCGUUACAGCCGCCGAGACAAAAAUCGACAGGGCCAAACAGAUUUAAAUCGAGGACCAGCAAUGUGCUACCAGUAAUGGCAAUAUCGGGUGGAGGUACUAACGGAGAACCAGCUGUUGCUUUAGUGAGUCCUGCGGGAUCCAGUGCUCCUCCGCAACCAGCCACAGAGCCGGACACCAGUACAGCUAAUACCAAACCGCAUUCUUUAGAGAAUGUCACAAUUUAUGUAAACCACAAUUGUACCUGUGGUCCUUACUUUGAUCCUCGUAAAGUAAAAGCUAUGCCGGCACAAUUUGGCACCGGCCCGAUAUUAAAUGUUACACGAGAUAUAUUUCAAGCUUUCCUGAUGGCAGCAAUGAGUCCAAGACAAAUGUUAAGCUUAUUAAAACGUGGUGAAGGAGAGACCAUAAGCUUAAUUUUAGAGAGUAAACCUACUUCUGUUAGGUUACCGAUAUUUAUGGAUGAGGAGGAUUUUUACAUAUACAUAAGGCGGCAGCUCGAGGACCUUUGUGCGUGCGAACAUAUGUUGUUCAGGCGAAAAGAACCGUGUAAUAAAUGCCCAAAUACUCAGCAACCACAGUCGACGAAUAGCGAGGAAGCAGUCGCCGCUGCCGCGACAAACAGUACUAAUAACGCAGAAAAAAGAAGAUGGUCGUCACAAAGUCAGCAGAGUUUAUCGUCGAGUAUCCAGCCGCAACAAAUACAACAGAAUUCCGUGCCAAGUAUAAAUCAUUCUACAGUAUCGUCGCCAACAGUUGCGAAACAACCUAGGAAGUCUGUUCCAGAACUGGAAGCUGCGACAUCAACUACUCAAACUGAAAGUUCCAUAAAUCGUACAGCUUCGACCGAACCAGCGGAAUGGACAAUUGAAGAUGUAAUACAUUAUAUCGGUGUUACUGAUCCUGCAUUGGGACAACAUGCAGAUUUAUUCAGGAAGCAUGAAAUCGAUGGUAAAGCUUUAUUACUUUUAAAUUCUGACAUGAUGAUGAAAUAUAUGGGAUUAAAACUUGGGCCAGCCCUUAAAAUAUGCAAUCUAGUAAAUCGCAUUAAAGGUAGAAGGCACAUACUUCUAUGACUUUGUUAAACAUCAGACUAUAUAUAUAUAUAUAUAUAGUGAGUUGAAUCAACCCAUUAC
This is a messenger RNA of Dufourea novaeangliae, 2371 nucleotides long. It is a transcript of the gene Scm, whose product is annotated as polycomb protein Scm. Gene Ontology annotation, molecular function: zinc ion binding; protein binding. Lineage: Eukaryota; Metazoa; Arthropoda; Insecta; Hymenoptera; Halictidae. The record is from RefSeq and is a predicted model, not a curated record. Bases 140 to 2311 code for a protein of 723 amino acids. Gene Ontology annotation, biological process: regulation of DNA-templated transcription. Gene Ontology annotation, cellular component: nucleus. The transcript has 8 exons.